AUGGUAGAUUGGAGAGUGACACCGCUGGUAGAAUUUCUUGGGAGGGAUUGGAACUUGGUUGAUAUAGUAACUUCGAUCAUUGUUAUAUCUAUCCACUGCCUUGCUCUUUUAGCACCAUCUCAGUUCACAUGGGAUGCAUUUUGGCUGUUCGUGGUGCUCUAUUUUCUUACAAGUCUAGGUAUUACUUUAGGUUACCAUAGGAAUCUUGCUCACCGGAGCUUAAAGCUUCGAAAAGAGCUUGAAUACUUUUUCGCCUAUUGCGGUGUUCUCACACUUCAGGGAAGUCCGGUGGAAUGGGUUAGCACACACAGGUACCACCACCAAUAUACAGAUACAGAUAAAGACCCUCAUAGCCCCAUUAAGGGACUGUGGUUUAGUCAUAUUGGUUGGAUCUUCAAUCACCGUUUGAGGUUUGAAAGAUAUGAAAAAAGACUAAAGAAUGCUGAUGAUUUGAAAAGGCAGCCGUAUUAUAGAUUCAUCCAUCGUACUUACGUUCUUCACCCAGUUGGUUUUGGAGUUCUGUUGUAUGCUUUAGGAGGACUACCCUAUUUGGUUUGGGGAACGGGUGUGAGGACAGUAGUUGGUUUACAUGUGACUUUUUCUGUAAAUUCGGUUGGUCACAUAUGGGGUAAGCGAGUAUGGGACACCGGUGAUUUGUCUAGAAACAACUGGUUGUUGGCAUUGCCUACACUUGGAGAAGGGUGGCACAAUAAUCACCACGCCUUUGAUUACUCAGCUCGACAAGGCCUCGAAUGGUGGGAGAUUGAUCUGACAUGGUACUUCAUCAGAUUGUUGGAAGCUGCAGGUUUGGCAACCGAUGUUAGAACCCCAACUGAGACACAGAAGAAACGAAAACCUCUAUACAACAAAACCAUAGAGCAAAAAUCUGAAUAA
Molecule: messenger RNA, 894 nt
Organism: Fragaria vesca subsp. vesca
Lineage: Eukaryota; Viridiplantae; Streptophyta; Magnoliopsida; Rosales; Rosaceae
Product: palmitoyl-monogalactosyldiacylglycerol delta-7 desaturase, chloroplastic-like
Exons: 5
Coding region: 1-894 (297 amino acids)
Biological process (GO): lipid metabolic process
Cellular component (GO): endoplasmic reticulum membrane
Molecular function (GO): oxidoreductase activity, acting on paired donors, with oxidation of a pair of donors resulting in the reduction of molecular oxygen to two molecules of water
Source: RefSeq, a predicted model, not a curated record